This is a messenger RNA of Saccostrea cuccullata (small rock oyster), 2606 nucleotides long. Its product is annotated as protein phosphatase 1 regulatory subunit 12B-like. Gene Ontology annotation, molecular function: protein binding. NCBI's taxonomy places the organism in Eukaryota, Metazoa, Mollusca, Bivalvia, Ostreida, Ostreidae. The transcript is spliced from 6 exons. The record is from RefSeq and is a predicted model, not a curated record. Gene Ontology annotation, cellular component: nucleus. Bases 154 to 2460 code for a protein of 768 amino acids.
UUCAUUUAUGACUAUCGAAAUUGAAAGCUCUAGAUAGGUAUCGAAGGUCACUAAUCUUUUCGCAAAUGGCGUCAGUAGUUACACAAGCACUGAGGCAUGACGUAUAGAAUAAUUCAACAUUAUGGAUGUAAAUGCUGCAGUUGAAACGAGUUUAUGGGAAGCCUAGAGGGCACAUUUGAUACUAAAUUACAUGAGGCUGUUAGAUAUGGUGACAUAGACGAGGUUAAAAUAGCACUCCAACAGGGAUAUGACCCUAAUCUUAUUGGGUUGUACCAAUGGAGUGCACUGCAUGAGGCAGCAAAUAAUGGAGAGUUGGACAUUCUGAGAUUGCUCUUAUCAAAGAAAGGUGAUCCAAACAAGAAAGAUUUGUUGGUGGGUAAUACAGCAGUUCAUUAUGCGGCACAAGAACAGCACGUUGAAUGUCUGCGUCUCCUGAUUGAUGCUGGUGGUCGUCACGACAUAAAGAAUGGUGAGGGAAAGUCAUGCCUGGACUUAGCUACAGGAGAAUGCUUCAGUAUGCUGGAAUCACUUAAGGUGAAGGAGCUCAUGGUCAAGUCAACAGAGGAAGUUAAAAAACAGCUUCAAGAAGAGGCUCAAGAUCAAUCAUGUGACCAGUCACAUGUCUCGUCCGCAGUGAUAUCACAGGAAGCUGAGGAUGGACAGGCAGAAGACAUCAAACCACCAGCCAUGGGUUAUCUUCACCUUACAUUUGAAUACCACUCACACAAGGAAACUUUAAAAAUAAAAGUUUGGCAGAUUAGUGACCUUCUACUUCCUCCGCCUCAGACAUCCAACAUUAAUACCAUAUACGUGAAAAGCUUUCUGAUGCCUGACAGGAAAAAAGAUUCCAAGCGGAAAACAGAAGAAAUAAAAGUGGAUCGUUCUGAUGCCCACAUCAAAUCUUCUCUAUCACCAACAAAUAAAGGAGGUAUUCAGCAUGUUUUCUCUCCUUCCACUUUUAAAUUUUCCAAAAAGUUAGAGUAUGAAGGUAUCUCUGCUUCCAUGAUUAAAGAAAAGAGUGUUCAGAUAGAAGUCUGCAUUACUCAAAAGUACAGCAAGAGAUCUUUUCUCAUUGGCAUGUUUCAUAUGUCACUAAAGGAUGCCGUUAAAAAAAUUGUCAAAGAGAAAUACCCUCUAAUUCCAUGUGUUAAUCACACGAUUCCCACUAACAUGAGAGUAUACUGUGCUUCUGAACUCCAGAUAACAAAUUCCGCCAAGAUCUUCUACAGCAAUCCCGACUUUAGGAAUCUGUCUGAAAGUGAUUUGUCAGAAAUUUCUGACAGAGCAGCCAGUGAUCCUGAUCUGAAGAAGGUCACAUUCGCUAAAGAUGCCAUUACUCCACGGAAUGUUGUUUUGAAUAUUGGGGAAGAACAAAUUGAAGAGCGAGAUGAAGACAUGAUUGUGGAUGCGGGACACACAGCUAGAGUUGCGAUCCCUGGAGAGUUUGUAGAGGAAGAGCUGAAUGAGUCUGGUUACAGUAGCAUUUCAAAUGUGAUUGAAAUGACAGACAUUACAGAUGACGCAGCAGAACCAAGCAGAAAAUCUGCCUUUUCCUCUGUUGUGAAAUCUGUCAAAACCAAAACAAAGGUUGAAAGUUUGCAAGACACGAGCAUGUCAGGGACAGGUGACUGCAGUGUCCCUAUAGAGGUAGAAGAUUUGAAAUAUAAUGAAGUGAAAAAUAAGUCUGGACCAAGACCAGAAACCCCAACUUGGGACUAUUAUGACUUCUCCAUGCAGAGUGUUGAAAUCCCACUGGAUGAGAUUAAGAGUCCAAGACAAGGAGAUGCCCCUGUAUGUCUUCCAAUGGAAACCACACUGGGAUUAAUGCAUUCCAAAGGGAAGAAACUCAAGAAACCCAAAGCAAUCAAGGAGGAAAGAAAGGAUCUGAAAAAUGUUCCAGUAAUAGUUGUGACAGACUCAGAAAGUGGGGUGUCAAGGUCAUUGGACCAAAGUUUAAAAGUUAAGUCACCUAGGGAGGAAGGUAAGAUUGAGGUGAUCUCCUCCAAACCAAGAGGUAGCCACAGAAAGAAAAAAUCCAGCAAAGAGAGUGUAUCUAUUGAUAUGCAGUCAUAUAGCAAGCCUUAUAAAACAAAAGAUGGAAAAUUCCUAGUAACUGCUGAUAUUCAUACCCCUAGUGCCAAGACUUCAUCUCAUGAAACUUCUAUUGAUAUUGGUGAUAAUGAUUCUGUGAUAAUUGAUUUAGAAAAUUUAGAAACUGAGUUAAAAAAUGUGGAUUUAUCUGAGAAAAUGGAGGAUUCCAGCACUACCUCAAGCCAUGUUAUUUCCAUGGCAACAACUGAUUUGUCAUCAAAUCUGAUGGCCAUGAAACCUAUCCCACAACAAGUGUUUAUUGAUGAUAGUUUGUACGAGAGUGGAGAUGAUUCCAGUGAAAUGUCAGAUUUUAUUUUACCUUUUGUUCCAUUGACAAGUCAAAAUGAUCAUAUGGUUAGUGAAGUUUAAUGACGCAACAAGAAUUUGGUUGUAUAGUGAAACUGUCUAAUCCAGCAUGCACUGGAACACAAAUUUUGAGUCAGAGUAGACUGGUGUUGCUGAAUAUCACAGUGUAAAUUUAUGAAUAAAGCAAAUGGUAUCAAGAUUUCGUUAGU